Molecule: messenger RNA, 2835 nt
Organism: Dreissena polymorpha
Lineage: Eukaryota; Metazoa; Mollusca; Bivalvia; Myida; Dreissenidae
Product: sedoheptulokinase-like
Exons: 4
Coding region: 1288-2697 (469 amino acids)
Biological process (GO): carbohydrate metabolic process
Cellular component (GO): cytosol
Molecular function (GO): sedoheptulokinase activity
Source: RefSeq, a predicted model, not a curated record
AUAUUUGACCUAUGGAUAACCCAUUAAGCUAAAAGCUUAUUUCCAAUGGGAUCCAUUAAAAGUACGAGAAAAAAAAUGAUCAAGUUGUUAUAUGAUCUAACUUACACGCAUAUACUUUGGUGUUUGAUUGAGAGAAAACAUGUGAAUAACCUAGCAUUUUGUCUCAAUCCGACAACUUAAUCAAUGUUAACAAAAAAUGAAAAACAUUACCAAACAAGAGGCUAAACUAAAAACAUAUUAUUGCAAAUAUGGAAACAUUUAAAUUCAAAUAGUAUAUAUCACAGAUUCCAAUUGUUUCUAUAUCACAUUUAUAUUCUUAUAUUAAUAAUACUUAUAUAUGUCCUCACUUAUCUCAGUUUGUUUGUUUUGUAGAUGUUUUUUAACCAUUCUUUUAAAUUUGUAAACAUUUUCCACUUUUUUAUGUCCUUUGGAAGGGAAUACCAGUAUGUAGACCCAGAGUUUUUGAAUGUUUUUUUAAAAUAAGCAUUUGUCACAGUUGGUAUUAUGAAAUUACUUUUUCCAGAUCUUGAUGAUUUUUCAAAGUUCUUGCUGAGAUAUGAAGGACAUUUUACAUAUAAUAAAUUUUAUGCAUAUAACUUAAUUUAAGUUGUUUCACUUUGUUUUCCACAUUUAACAUUUUAAAUUGUACAAAAUCAUCAAUGGUAAUGGAGGUUCUUGGUUCGUUAUCUUUAAUAAAUCUAAUAAUUUUAUUUUGCAUAAUUUGUAAUUUUUUUGUUUGUGCUUUAUUUAAACUAUGGAACCAAGAUGAACAACAAUAAUCAAAAUGGCAUUGUAAAAGAGCUGAACUUAAAAGUUUUCUAGAAUUAAAAUCUAAACAUGUUUUGUGUCUGUAUAAAAAUUUAAGUUUUGCAUUUACUUUAGAAACUAUGUUUUUUACAAUAUCAUCACCAGAAAGAGUAUCAACAAUCUGAAGGCCCAAAUACUUAACCUUCUUUACAUUUUUUAUUGUAUGGCCAUUACAAUUUACUGGAGACACUUUCAGUUUGCUUACUUUUCUUAUUGGCCCAAACAUAAUACAUGUAUACUCUGUUUUGCCGAGAUGUAGUGACAACUUGUUAUCCACUAGCUAUUCAGAACAACAUGCUAAAACAUGACCAAGCUUUUGGGAUAUACAAUCAGGAUCUUGAAAGUGUGUUAGAGUGAAAAAAUCAAACCCAUGCUUUUAGCUUAACAUACUGUUGUUAGUUGUUACAAGUAUAAUGAAGCUGAUGACAAUUAAAUUGUGAUUUGACUAUAAUUUUUAAAAGAUGUUAUGAAUUGAAGGAAAUGGAUAGCGAUCAGAACUUGUGCCUUGGUAUUGACCUUGGAACAACAUCGGUAAAGAUAUCAAUAAUAGACACAGCUACAAAGGAUCAAGUGUUUACCACAACUGAGGCAACAAACGCUUACAUAAGCUCUAAUGAUGGGAUUCAGGGUGCAGAGCAGAGCAUUCUUUUAAUCAUGGAUGCUAUUUGUGCCUGCAUAUUGCGAGCCACUGAUAAAACUAGGUCAAAUAUAGGUUGUAUUGCUGUGUCGGGCCAAAUGCAUGGAGUUGUUUUGUGGAACAGCGAGGGUAAGACUCCUUUAUCAAACACCUUGGAUCUUGCAUCUUUCACCAGUAACCUGUACACCUGGGAAGAUCGAAGAGCCACAACUCAGUUCCUUCUUAGCCUUCCCAAACCUGACUCACAUCAACCCAUAUCUGCAGGUUUUGGCAAUGUAACAUUGUUUUGGCUUGCUAGGAAUGAGCCUGAGUUGCUUGUUAAAUAUGACACGGCUGGGGGAGUGAUGGAUUACCUAACAACGCUAUUGUGUGGGCUGGAUAAGCCAGUCAUGAGCAAUCAAAUUGCUUGCAGCUGGGGCUACUUCAACUGUCAAACAGGCACAUGGAAUCUCAACAUUUUGAAAGACAAUGGUUUCCCAGUUCACCUGCUACCAGUCACCGUCGCUGGGGGUUCCAAGGUUGGGGAGCUGUGUGCUGAUUGGUUCGGGAUUCGCCGUGGCACACCUGUCCUGUCAGGCCUAGGGGAUUUACAGAGUUCUUUCAUGGCUGCUUCCAAGCUGCCAAAUGAUGCUGUGAUGAACAUCUCAACUUCUAGUCAGAUAGGAUUUCGCAUUGACUGCCCAGGAUUCUCGCCUCCAAAGCAAGAUGUUCCAGCCCCUGUGAGUUACUUCCCCUACUUUGAUAAUGGCUACCUUGCUGUGGCUGCCAGUCUUAACGGGGGAAACAUUCUGAAGGCGUUUGUAAGGAUGCUACAGCAGUGGGUAGGGACUCUAGGUUUAACCAUUCAUGAAGAAAGCAUUUGGCUCAAGCUGACUGAGAUUGCAUCGUAUCCUGAGAUAGCUGAAGAGUUCAGUAGGCCUGUUAUUCAUCCCUUUUUAUAUGGAGAACGCUAUAACCCCAAUCUUACAGCCAGUAUCAGUGGAAUGAGAGAGGAAAACUCAACACUGGAGUGCAUCUUCCAUGCUCUCUGCAAUGGACUGGUUGCCAAUUUACACCAGAUGAUGCCACUGUCAUUGUUGAUAGAGAGUGGGGUUGAGCGCGUGGUGUUGACUGGUUCCGUGAUCAGCCGUCAGCCCCACGUGAUGACCUGUGUGAAGAGGACAUACUCCCCGCUGCCCGUGAUGCUAGAGAUUGGGGCAGAGGCAUCAUACGGUGCAGCAUUAGUUGCAGCAAAAUACCUGCAGGUUCCAUGAAUGUCUGAGACACGUUCUGGGAAAACUGGGCUUAUUUUAUCUUCAUAAAGUACUGUCCCAGAUAAGCAUGUGUAGUCCGCACAGGCUAAUCAGGGACAACACUUUCCGGUGAUGUUUAUGGAAUUGUUUUUAACAAAG